CCUCCCUCACUCCCUCCUUCUGUUGCUCUGCAGCUUUUCUUUCCUGUCCUGUCUUCUCUCCCUGCGCUUGAAUGGAGAGGCCGGGUUCUCUGGAACCUGCACCCCCCUUGCAGGGAGCAGAACCCAUUGCUGGGGUUCAUGCUGCCAAGAUGGAAGCGCCUCCUGUGGAUGAGGGGGCAACAUUUGCCAGCUCCAAGCUGUUUUGGUGUGCGUGUGUGAAGCGUUGGCUGCCUUUGGCCUACAGAGAGGAACUUUAUCACGUCUUACGACUCACAGGCCCCCUGCUGCUGUCCCGGAUUCUGAACUUUCUCCUGCCGUUUGUUAUCACCAUUUUUUGCGGUCACAUUGGAAAUGCAGAGUUGGCUGGAUAUGCCCUUGCCUCAGCGACGAUCAACGUGACAACAACUGCAACAGGCUAUGGCCUGACGAUGGCGUGUGAUACUCUCAUUUCUCAGACAUAUGGCAGCAGGAACAUGAAACGUGUGGGAGUUAUUCUACAGAAAAGCACCCUGAUCCUGCUCAUGUUUUGUCUGCCUUGUUGGGCUCUCCUUGUCAACUCCCACAAUUUACUGCUCCUUCUUCAGCAAGAGCACGAAGUGGCCCGAAUCGCCCACCUGUACGUGAUGGCGUUUCUUCCUGCUGUUCCAGCUAUGUUUUUGCAUCAGCUGCAGGUUUCUUAUCUACAAAACCAGGGAAUCAUUCUACCUCAGAUGUACACGGCUGCAGUAGCCAACAUUUUGAACUUGGGGAUCAAUUUUCUUCUUAUUUCUGUGCUCAAGAUGGGUGUAAUUGGAUCAGCAGCUGCCAACAGCCUCUCUCAGAUCAUCAUUUGCCUUCUGUUAUUUGGCUACAUCAGGUGGAAGAAGCUCUAUAAGCAGACAUGGGGAGGUUGGUCCACUGAAUGUCUGCAGGGCUGGGGUUCCUACAUGAAGCUGGCUGUUCCCAGUGCAUUCAUGAUCUGUUUUGAGUGGUGGGUCUGGGAGGUUGGAGGUUUUCUUGCAGGUUGGCUUGGAGAAGAUGACCUGGCUGCCCAGCAUCUGAUGGUAGAAAUAGGAGCCAUAACAUACAUGUUUCCUUUAGGAAUCCACGCUGCAGCCUGUGUGCGUGUGGGGAACGCUUUGGGAGCCGGCAACACAUCAAGAGCCAUAAUCACCUGCAAAGUUGCCUUAGUUGUUUCAGGAAUGCUGGCUUUGUUCCAGGGGUUCAUCCUUGCUGGCUGUAAGUCCGUCGUUGGCUACAUAUUUACCUCAGACGACAAUAUUGUGCAGCUCGUAUCGGACAACUUGACAGUUUACACAUUUCUUCAGUUCCUUGAUGCACUACUGUGUGUCUGCUCAGGAAUUCUUGUUGGAUGUGGGAUGCAGAAAAUCGCAGCCCUGUCAAAUUUGAUAUUUUACUACCUCAUCGGCCUACCUGUCGGAAUAGCACUGAUGUUUUGGGCCAAGCUGCGAAUAUUAGGCUUGUGGCUCGGUCUCCUAAUUUGUGUUUUCAUUCAGACGGGUUUCUUCCUUGCUUUGAUCUUUAAAGCUGACUGGAAAAAAGUGACGCAGAAGGCUCAGAAGAGAGCUGGAAAAACUGUGGUUGUGGCCCCACUGCGUCCUGUUAGUGCCGUUCUAAAUGAAGCGAUCUUACCGGAUGUCAUUGACUGCCCAGAUUCGGCCCAAGAAAAGAGCGAAACAGCUCUCAGAACAGAGGGCUACAGUCGGGUAAAUACCCAAGAUCAGGAGCUGAAAGGAGGCCAUGAGUCAGAGGAAAGACACACCAAUGCUGCAGUAAAUGAGAGAGACGCAGAAAAGAGCAAAGAAUCAUCUGACUCAAAAGCUGCAGAGAAGCUCUCCACCUCUCAGCUGAUCAUGCGUCGGGGACUAACUUUGCUGUUCUCAGUUCUUAUUUUGAUAACAGGGGUUAUAUUCCAAAUUGCUUUUCCUGUAGCAGCACCCAACCACAGUGUGGCCAACGCCACCUUAAACUGGGUUAAUUUCUCCACUCCUACACCACUGGAUGCACUUAACCUGACCACAAGCUAGUGAGCUUCUUGGAAAGGAGCCCCCUGUUGACAACAUAUGAUUACUGCACUGACUCCAUGCAGGGGGGAGAAAAAAAAAUGCCUUAUUGGCCAACUGCUGAGUGAAUCCACAGAAGCCAGCAAGCAAUAUGAAACUCCACGGACUCUAGCAGGAAGAACAAAUGUUUUGAAGUAAAGAUCAGGUUUUAGUCCUCUGAGUCAAAAGUACAUGGCUGUACUGUGGUGAGGAAUAUUGAAUCAAAUUCCUCCAGCACACUAAGUAUAAAGUACCAAAUAUGCUGCUAUCAGUGACGUGCGGUGAGGUUCAUGACUGGUGAGGCUCCACCACAGUCAGAUGUACAAAACAAAAAUCAAAUAUGGAAGCUAUAUUUUAAUUUUGACCAUAACUAAUUAAAGCUACUAACAAUAUAAUAGCAAGAAAAAUAAAAGAAUAUGUAAAAAGGUCAUUUUAAAAAAAUUAUAUGGAUGUUUUCUUUAGCUGACCUCUUUUCUGAUUAAAAUUGAAAGUUAUGUAUUAUCUGACCUUUAUGUUAUAUAUACAUGAACGUCUCUGUCAUUUUGUUGUAAAAAAAUAAAUAAAUAAUUGUUUCUCAUUUUUACUUCAUUAUCAAAAUCUGGCAGCCACAGAGAGUGGCUUGAGCAGUUCUGCUUGUAUUUCCCCCCUGACUGUUUUCAGUCUUUUCAGUGUGUAAAAGAAGAGCACCUGUUGCUGAUUGUGUCUAUGAUGCUCAGCACUGCCCCCUAUCACUGAGGCAUGGUACUUCCUGUCUCACUCCGAGUAUUUUCACAGCACAGUGAUGGCUGAUCAGAAAGACUAAACAUGCUACAAACGUUCAUUAAAUUUAUCGAACAUACCGUGGAAUGUCAAUUUAUGUAGAAAACGUGUAAUUAAACAAAUACAUUGGAAUGUGCCAAUUAACUCAGUUGUGAUAAUACAGCUUUUCAACUUUU
Molecule: messenger RNA, 2977 nt
Organism: Poeciliopsis prolifica (blackstripe livebearer)
Lineage: Eukaryota; Metazoa; Chordata; Actinopteri; Cyprinodontiformes; Poeciliidae
Gene: slc47a1
Product: solute carrier family 47 member 1
Biological process (GO): xenobiotic detoxification by transmembrane export across the plasma membrane
Cellular component (GO): membrane
Molecular function (GO): xenobiotic transmembrane transporter activity; antiporter activity
Source: RefSeq, a predicted model, not a curated record